GAUCGCAUGCAAAUACAGCUGGGACAUGAAGCUUUCUGUGGUAGCUGAUCUCUCCGAACAACACGAUUCAACCUGUGGAUAGUGUGGAGCGCGUCUGUGACCACCGGCCAGUCUCCGGCUAUCUGGGACGCUCUGCCUCCAGCCUGCUUUGCCGCGCGCGUCUUUUCCCGUUGGCUCUGGUCUGUGUCGGCGUGGGAUCCGGUGUUCCGUUUGACCUAAGCUGUGAGCAGGUAUUCAGUUUAUGAAUGGCACUGACAUGGAGGAAAUACCGUUUCAGAAAGUCAAAACCAGGCGGAAGAGAAGUCACUGUCCAACGGGCGUCCCUUUGACCACCAUCGCGUGUGAGGACGAGUUCGACUGCAAGGAGCUCGAGUCCCUCUUCCAGAACUACAACCUGAAGCUGGAGCAGACGUCCACUCUCAAAGCCCUGGCAGUCCUCAUCUUCAUGUCAUCGACACUGGCCUUGGUGGAGUUGCUGUCCGGCCCCAGCCUCACUAUCUCCAAGGGGUCCCAUCCGGUCCACUGUGUCAUCUUCGUCUCCCUGUUCAUCGUAACUAAUGUCAAGUACCUGCAAGUGACUCAGCUCCAACAGAUUGUCAACCUGGCGCUGCUCUUCGGCUUCACUUUCUCUUUCCUCUGCUGUCCCUUCUCGCUGGGCGCGAUUGGGAUGGAGCCCCCGACGUCCCCGGAGCAAGGCGUGUGGCAGCUCAUCCUGGUCACCUUCGUCGCAUAUGCGCUCCUACCUGUGCGGACACUGUUGGCGGUUGUUUUUGGAAUAAUGGUCUCCAUCUCGCAUUUGAUUGUGACUGCCACUUCUGUCACGCGAAAAAAACAGAAACUAUGGAGAACGUUGGUUGCCAACACAGUGCUGUUUACCAGCGUCAACCUGUCGGGGCUGUUUGUGCGCAUCCUGACAGAACGAGCCCAGAGGAAGGCCUUCCUUCAGGCUCGCAACUGCAUUGAAGAGAGACUCCGCAUGGAGGACGAGAACGAGAAACAGGAGCGCCUGCUAAUGAGUCUGUUGCCCAGGAACGUAGCUAUGGAGAUGAAAGAGGAUUUCCUGAAGCCCCCAGAAAGGAUCUUUCACAAAAUCUACAUCCAGCGGCAUGACAAUGUUAGCAUCCUGUUUGCAGAUAUAGUCGGUUUCACGAGCCUGGCCUCCCAGUGCACAGCCCAGGAACUGGUUAAACUGCUAAAUGAGCUGUUUGGAAAGUUUGAUGAGCUUGCCACGGAGAACCACUGUCGCAGGAUUAAGAUCCUGGGGGAUUGUUACUACUGUGUGUCUGGACUGACCCAGCCUAAGACUGACCACGCCCACUGCUGUGUAGAGAUGGGUCUGGAUAUGAUUGACACCAUAACGUCAGUAGCGGAGGCCACAGAAGUCAACCUAAACAUGCGCGUGGGCUUGCAUACAGGUCGCGUGCUGUGUGGAGUGCUUGGCCUCAGGAAAUGGCAAUAUGAUGUGUGGUCCAAUGAUGUAACCCUCGCCAAUGUGAUGGAGGCUGGAGGAUUACCUGGGAAAGUCCACAUCACCAAAUCUACGCUGGAGUGCCUAAAUGGAGAUUAUGAGGUGGAGCCUGGAAACGGUCACGAAAGGAACGCCUUCCUCCAAAAACAUGAAAUUGAAACCUUCUUUAUAGUGCCAUCUCACAGACGGAAGAUAUUCCCAGGAUUGAUUCUUUCGGAUAUAAAGCCCGCCAAAAAGAUGAAGUUCAAAACUGUGUGCUACUUACUAGUGCAGCUUAUGCACUGCAGGAAGAUGUUCAAGGCUGAGAUUCCCUUCUCCAAUGUCAUGAACUGCGAGGACGGUGAUAAGCGGAGGGCCAUGCGAACGGCUCCACAGAAGCUGAGGAAUCGUCCCAAAGCAAACCAGGCUACUGUGGUCCAGAGCAGCCCCAGAACCCGGGUCAAUCGCUACAUCGGUCGUCUGAUCGAGGCCCGCCAAACUGAGUCAGACACGGCGGAUCUCAACUUCCUCACACUCAUGUAUAAGUGCUCUGAGCGCGAGCAGAGGUACCACCAGGUUCCUGAUGAGUACUUCACCAGCGCAGUGGUCCUCUCCCUGAUCCUAGCUGCCUUGUUUGGCCUUGUCUAUCUUCUCAUCAUACCACAGGGCACGGUGGUACUUGUCCUUCUCGUCUUCUGCAUCUGUUUCCUAGUAGCUUGUAUCAUGUACCUGCAUAUCACUAGAGUACAGUGUUUUCCAGGGUGCCUGACCAUUCAGAUUCGCACUGCUCUCUGUAUUUUCAUAGUGCUCUUAAUCUACGCUGUGGCCCAGGCCUGUGUGGUGGGCUGUAUGCCCUGGUUGUGGGGUAGUGCCAACACCAACAGCUCCAUCGUGAUUAUUGAUUUGGACAGCGGCACCAACCACACCAUGGAGGAGCUGCCUUGUGACGGUGCCCACUACGCCUUUCUGUCCUGUGUGGUGGGCACACUCACCCUGGCACUUUUCCUGCGGGUCUCAUGGCUGCCAAAGAUGGUGCUAAUGCUCCUUCUGGGGGUGCUGUAUGUCACCGUGUUGGAGCUCAGCGGCUUUCGCAAGACUGAAGGUGGGGGGUCCUUCCACAUCCGGGGCUAUGAGCCCAUCCUGUCUCUGUUGCUCUUUGUCAGCGCACUGGCCCUCCACUCCAGACAACUCGACCUCAAACUACGCUUGGACUUCCUAUGGGCUGUGCAGGUCAGCAAGACUAGAGAUGGCAUGGAGAAAGUCAAGCUGGACAACAGGAGGAUUCUCUUCAAUCUUCUGCCCGCACAUGUGGCUCAACACUUCCUAUUGUCGAACCCCAGGAACAUGGAUCUAUACUAUCAGUCCUACGCACAAGUUGGUGUCCUGUUUGCCUCGAUCCCAAACUUCAAUGAUUUCUACAUCGAGCUGGAUGGCAACAACAUGGGAGUGGAGUGCUUGAGACUGCUGAACGAGAUCAUCGCUGACUUUGAUGAGCUCAUGGAUAAAGAGUGCUACAAAGAGAUAGAGAAAAUCAAAACCAUUGGCAGUACAUACAUGGCAGCUGUGGGCCUCGUCCCCACCAUUGGUACCAAGGCCAAAAAAUCUCCUUACGACCAUCUGAGCACAAUAGCAGAUUACGCCAUUGAGAUGUUUGACGUUUUGGAUGAAAUCAACUAUCAGUCAUACAAUGAGUUUGUGUUAAGAGUGGGUAUCAAUGUGGGUCCAGUGGUCGCAGGAGUGAUUGGGGCGCGGCGACCUCAGUAUGACAUUUGGGGGAACACAGUCAAUGUGGCCAGCAGAAUGGAUAGCACCGGAGUCCCGGGGAAAAUACAGGUGACUGAAGACGUCUAUCGCCUGCUAAAUAGCAACUAUGACCUGGUGUGCCGGGGCAAAGUCAGUGUCAAGGGUAAAGGUGAGAUGCUGACCUACUUCCUGGAAGGCAAGGUUCAGGGCGUGGGCACCGUAACCACUUCUUCAGUGGUGCGUUCCGCCAGCCUGGCGCGCCGGAUCCACUCCUGUGGCAAGACUAGCGUCCCGACCAAUCUGGGCAGCGCCGCCAGCCUGACCGCCUAUGCCGGCAUGGGCAGCAACGUACAGAUGAACACUGCCAACAGCAGCAAUAGCCAAGCGACAUGCCUGCCCUCAUCCUCUGUGCCCGCAGUGGGUGAGGAGGAUGAGGAGGACAUAGAGAUGACACAUAUUGAGAUUGAGACUGGGGCAGCUGUUGCAGAUGUAGCAGUGUAGGAUGAAAGACAGGACAAAAAACUUCACUGAAAAAAGGAAUAAAAACCCUGGUUGGAGGUCUAGAGAAGAAAGGGCUGUCCAGUUAUUUCCUUGAAAUCCUGAGCUACUGGCACAACCCAGAAUAUGCUCAUUUAGGAUAUGAACUUCCGGAGAAAUGACAUGGUGAUACGGACAAUCAUACUCACUUUUAGGGAUUUUUAAUCUGCUUGUCACUCUUGACAAACGUGGAGUGAAGAAGAAAGACACCCGGAAUCUCAAAUCCUCUUUUUACAUCUCUAUACAGGAUUAUUAGAUUUGUGGUUUUCCUGGGUUCCCUCACAUCCAGGUAUAAUGUGCAUCUUUGUUUUCUAUAUGGAACAUAUUCCAGGUAUAAGGGAUAUGUGCAUUGAUAUCCAGAAAAAGACUGAUCAUGCUAUUGCUUUUGCACUGUCUUUCCGAUUAUGCCAAGGAUACAUUGCAUUAUUUACAGUGUAAAAAUGGUGUUGUUUCUUUUUGGUGUGUGUAAGCAUGCAUGUGUGUACUUGUGAGUGUGUGUAUGCAUGUGUGGUUAAUUCUGAAUUGUAACAAAACAGCACAAAAUACUUUUUUUAUACUCAGAGCUCACUGGACGAAAUAGGCUUUUUUGAGACAUAUUUACAGUUAAUAGUGCAUGACUUUUACGAGCUGACAGCCAUAGUAACUGUACUCCUUUUGAAACAACCAAAGUAUUGAGCUUUCUAUCAAUAUUUAGUUUUACUGCUCAUAUUGCAUCAACAUACAAGAGAGAAGAGAAAAUGUUGUAGUAGGUUGAAUAUAUUUGGCAUAUUGGACUCAUGAGUAGACUUAAAAAGUGUCUUUUUGAACCCCUGAGAGACAAAACGAGGUUUCCUGAUUAUCUGAUUUAAUUUUUCCCUAAUUCACACACACACACACACACAUAUAUAUAUAUACACACUUUAUUUCUUUGUUAAUAUAAUGUGGUGUGUGUUAAGUCUACACACAGGUCAAUGAAAGGAAAGUGUGUGGAUGUGUGCUGCUUUGGAAACAAGUAAAUGCAAAAACUGGACCGAUCACAAAGAACAAUGAACAUCACAAAGAGGACCAAUACUCUCCUAUAUAUGGUGCAAACAUAUCUGUAGAUAUCCAGGAAGGCAUUCAUCCACACAGAAGAGAGCAUAUAUAUAUAUAUAUACAAUAAGCACACCAUUUCUAGAAAUGCAUGACGCAGUCCUUUAGCCUUUCAAAUGCUCCAUGUACAUUUUCACAUUUUCUGGAGACCACAGAAACUUAGGUGCAGAGUCUGGCUACUGUCGUCUAUCAGGCAUACAUUACCGUUCUCCGGCUUUUUCGCUAUCUUUAAGCUACAUUUUGAGUUUUCCUCAAACAAUAUCAGCUUUAGCAGCACGUCUCUCAGAUACAGUCUCAGAAAUGCGGGGCACUUCAGAUAUCUUUGUAGCCUGUAUCUUUAUCAGCGUUGAACUUUUACUUGAUCUGCAAAAGUGUAAAUAUAUCCUGUUUCAAGUUUUUGCCUUACUCAAUAAGCUUACAGUGAUUGCAACCUGCCUUUUUAGAUAUAUUCACUUUGAUAUGCAGAUCAUACUUUUUGUAAAUAGCCAAAAGCUGUAAACUAUGUUGUAUCUUGUACAGUGUAAAGUUGGGUUAUUGAAUAUUUUGUAAUAAAGACAAUAUUGGUGUAUAAAAUA
Cottoperca gobio is the source of this 5373-nucleotide messenger RNA. RefSeq names its product adenylate cyclase type 1-like. Gene Ontology annotation, molecular function: adenylate cyclase activity. Gene Ontology annotation, cellular component: plasma membrane. Gene Ontology annotation, biological process: adenylate cyclase-activating G protein-coupled receptor signaling pathway; intracellular signal transduction; cAMP biosynthetic process. NCBI's taxonomy places the organism in Eukaryota, Metazoa, Chordata, Actinopteri, Perciformes, Bovichtidae. The record is from RefSeq and is a predicted model, not a curated record.